This is a messenger RNA of Acanthamoeba castellanii str. Neff, 732 nucleotides long. Its product is annotated as LYAR-type C2HC zinc finger protein. Gene Ontology annotation, biological process: negative regulation of transcription by RNA polymerase II; rRNA processing. Bases 1 to 732 code for a protein of 243 amino acids. Lineage: Eukaryota; Discosea; Longamoebia; Acanthamoebidae. Gene Ontology annotation, cellular component: nucleolus. Gene Ontology annotation, molecular function: DNA binding. The transcript is spliced from 4 exons. The record is from RefSeq and is a predicted model, not a curated record.
AUGGUGAGCUUUUCGUGUAACAACUGCGGCGAUGUGCUCAAGAAGAACCAAGUGAACAACCACAUGUGGAGGUGUGGUGGCACCGUGUCGUGCCUGGACUGUUUGACCACCUUCAGCGGGAACGGCUACAGCGCACAUAACACCUGCAUUUCGGAGGAGCAGAAGUACCAGGGCGCCCUCUACCGCGGACCCAAGAAGGCACGCCUUACAGGCCUCCUGGGACAGCAGAACCAGCAACGGAACCAGCAGCAGAACGGCGGCGCCCAGCAGCAGCCGGCUGCCACGCAGCAGAAUAUAACACAGGAAGCGCCGCAAGAGGAGAAGAAGGACGAGAGCAAGGCCAAGGAAGCGGAGGAGGAGUCACAGAAGAAGAGGAAGCGCAACGAAGAGAAGGAGGAGAAGAAGAAAGAAAGGAAGAAGGAGAGCAAGAAGAGGAAGAUCGAAGAGGAGAAGGAGAGCGACGACGAGAAAAAGAAGAGCAAGAAGGAAAAGAAGGAGGAGGAGAAGAAGGAAACGGAAGAGGCGCUCAUCAAGAAGUUCCUUGAACAGCUGCCGUGGGAGGAGACCAUCAAGGAGGUGCUCAAGAAGGACGACAAGAAGAAGAUGAAGAAGAAGAAGCUCCGAAAAAAGGUGGUCAGCACCCUCCUCACGCACAAGAUCCAGGAGCAGCUCGAAGCCCACUUCACCGCCCAGGCCAAGGAGGGCACCUUCAAGCACUUCAUCAAGUCCUGA